Molecule: messenger RNA, 1294 nt
Organism: Cryptotermes secundus
Lineage: Eukaryota; Metazoa; Arthropoda; Insecta; Blattodea; Kalotermitidae
Gene: Thor
Product: eukaryotic translation initiation factor 4E-binding protein 2
Exons: 3
Coding region: 219-569 (116 amino acids)
Biological process (GO): negative regulation of translational initiation
Cellular component (GO): cytoplasm
Molecular function (GO): eukaryotic initiation factor 4E binding
Source: RefSeq, a predicted model, not a curated record
AAACAAAGAGAGCUAGAGCUAUUUUUACAGCCUUUACUUUGACUUCAGAAUUGCACCUGCUUGUUGUUUGUUUAUUUCUGGUCGACGGAGCGUACUGUGCAAGGUGUGCUGAGGAAGAGUGGCACGGUAGAGAGAACUAAAAGCAAGCAGCUAAAAUCAUACGAGUUUAAGCCGCCUUCCGUUGUUUCCUAGUAGUUCAGUAUUUAGUAGGUUCAAUUAUGUCGGCUUCUCCGAUUGCUCGACAAGCCACCCAGUGCCAGACAAUCCCUUCAAGAAGAGUCGUAAUAAAUGAUGCUUCACAGCUUCCCAUAGAUUACUCUACAACGCCUGGAGGAACGGUAUACUCGACCACACCGGGAGGCACACGAAUUGUGUAUGAGAGAGCAUUUCUUAUGCAACUCAGGAACUCUCCAAUCGCCCGGACGCCACCCAAAAACUAUCCCAAUUUCCCUGCAUCACUGAUGAAGGGUGUUGACAUACCCAAGGAAAAUGCCAAUAUCAUACCAAGUCCAACAAAGAAGGAUGCUGUGAGUGAAGAGCCACAAGAUCAGUUCCAGAUGGAGAUCUAAGAACACAGUAUGUUAUAAAUUGGAUGUGGAGCCUGGCUGAUCAGUGUUAAAGUCAGCAUCUUGCUUUUUUUUUUUUUUUUUCCUUCAGCUGUUGGAUGCGCAGUAAAGGCAGUAUGAACUAGCCACUUUCAUCUUACUGAGAGUGGUGUGUUGGAUGCAAGUAACGAAACCAUUAAAAUCAUUAAAAAAGCCAUGGACUGGUUUACUAUUGAAGAGAGAUAUAUACAUGUUGGUUGACGUAAUGGUAUCAGAAAGAGGCUGUUAGAAAUGUGUUUUCUGAUGGAUGUUAAGGAAUUCUCUUUUUACUUGUAAGAAUAUGUUAUUUUGCUCAAUUUGGGUGCCAUUUGUUGGAAUUGUCUUUCCUUAUCUGAGUAGAAAAGAGUAUACCAGAAUAUACAUAACGGAGCAUGGAGGUAUCACAACUACUGUACUAAGAAAACCAAAUAAGGAUGCUGUGGUUUAGAACACUGUUUUCUGUGUUUCAAGGUGUGUGUGUGUUGGUUUUCUGUACUUGAUUUCAUGUACAGUUACAACUAGCUUUAAUUCUGAAGAAUCCUCACUUUAAGAAGCACAUUUAAAACGUUAUUUGUAGCACUAUGAACUUAAAAAUGUACAAUCACAUGAGCUUAAAGAGUGGGCACAUUCAAAACGAUGUUAUCACGGUACUAUGAACUUGAGAAAAAUACAGUCAUAUCAACUUAGAAACGGAGCACUUGUUUCUAAUA